AUGCCAGAAGAUUGGCCGGAUCAAUAUUUUGGCACCUGGUGGCGAUCACCGUUUGAGGAAUUCAAUAAGGAGUUGCAAAGGAUUGAAAAAAUGAUGUUUACUUCAUAUUGGAGACACGUUCCAUUCAAUCGGGAUUUCUCUUUUGGUGAGAGUUCGGGACAAGUUCUCAACGAAAUUGAUCGAUUCUCUGUGGCACUUGAUGUAGCACAUUUUCGACCUGAUGAGUUGAAAGUAAACAUCACCGGUCAAGAGUUAACAAUUGAAGGAAAACACGAUGAACGAAUCGACGAGUAUGGAUCAAUACAACGAAUGUUCAUUCGUAAAUUCAACCUUCCGGAAGACACGAAUUUGGAUGCAAUUCGAUCAUCAAUCACCGAAAACGGUGUUUUACAGAUCGAAGCCCCGAAACAAGGAGGACAAAUCGGGCAAACUCGUUCGAUUCCCAUUGAACCAACUCCAAGAAAA
This is a messenger RNA of Mesorhabditis belari, 465 nucleotides long. Lineage: Eukaryota; Metazoa; Nematoda; Chromadorea; Rhabditida; Rhabditidae. The record is from the annotation of a GenBank genome assembly.